GUUGAGGCAACCUCUGCCAUGGAAAACCCGAAAAGGAAAAGCAUUUGUGUCUACAGGCUUCAAGAUUCUUCAAUUCCUCAGUCGCAUACGUAUCUUCUCGAUCUCCAUUUUCUUUUUAAUUUUCUUCUCGGCCUCUGUGUGGAGUUGGAGAAUCCGCAGUUUCUACAGUUCCGGAGGUUUCGAAUUUGGGUUUUGGUAUUUGAGCUUAUGAUUUGCUGUUCUAAAGUUGAUUCCACUAUAAUUUUGUUCUUUUCCACUUCUACUUUCGCUUACUUUUUCUUUAUUGACGCUUGUCGAUAUCUAUGGCUAUUGUGUUUUUCCUUUCUCUUCUUUUGGUGUUUCCUUGCACGAGAAGAAAUCCGCCAUUCCCAAAGCUUUCUAGUUUCGUGCCCUAUGUCCUACCAUUUUUCUGCAUCUAAGUUGCUUGUGAAAAUAACUGAACUCAUUUUCCAAUUUCAUCGCUUCAAUUGGUUUGUGGUUUCUUUCAUGGUUCUUUCUGGGAGUAAUUGACAGUGAGUUCAGUGUUGAAAUUUGUGGGAUUGUUGAAAUUUCAUCGCUAUGGGAUUGUUGAAAUUUGUGGCCGGUUGGGGAUUUUUUCUUGUUCUGUCGCUUUCAUCUGCGGCGGUGAGUUCAGUGAUCGGAAUCGGAGUGAACUGGGGAACUCAGGCCACUCAUCCGUUGCCGCCGGCGACGGUGGUGAAGUUGCUGAAGGAUAAUGGAAUUCAGAAGGUUAAGCUUUUUGAUGCCGAUCCUGUAGUUCUAAAGGCUCUAGGCAAAUCGGGGAUUGAAGUGAUGGUGGGAAUUCCAAACGAUAUGCUCUACAGCUUGGCUAAUAGCAUCCAAUCAGCAGAAAAUUGGGUUGCUAAAAACUUGUCUUCUUAUAUUUCAUCUGGCAGUGUGGAUAUAAGGUACGUUGCAGUUGGGAAUGAACCGUUUUUGAAAACAUUUAAUGGAAGCUUUCUAGGAACUACUUUUCCUGCUCUUCAAAAUGUCCAAGCCGCCAUUGUCAAGGCUGGUUUAAGCAAUCGGGUUAAAGUAACAGUGCCUAUGAAUGCUGAUGUUUAUCAGAGUCUCACAGGUCUCCCUUCAGGUGGUGACUUUCGCUCUGAUAUCCAUGAUCUUAUGCUCUCCAUUGUCAAGUUCUUGAGUGACAGUGCAUCCCCCUUUACUGUCAAUAUCUACCCUUUCAUUAGUCUUUAUGAAGAUCCCAAUUUCCCUAUUGACUUUGCCUUCUUUGAUGGCUUCUCGUCUGCUUUGAGCGAUAAUGGUCGAGUCUACGAAAAUGUUUUUACUGCCAACUACGAUACCCUUGUUUCGUCUUUACAGAAAAAUGGCUUCCCUAACAUGUCCAUAAUCGUUGGAGAGAUUGGAUGGCCAACAGAUGGAGACUGGAAUGCGAAUUUACAGUUUGCCAAGAGAUUCAGCCAAGGCUUCAUUUCCCACUUUAUUUCGGGGCAGGGAACGCCGAUGAGGCCUGGUCCUAUUGACGUGUACUUGUUUAGUCUUAUUGAUGAAGAUGCCAAGAGCAUUCUACCAGGCAAUUUUGAGCGGCAUUGGGGUCUGUUUUACUACGACGGUCGGCCUAAAUACAUGCUUCAAAUGGCAAACGGCACGAAUGGUUUAGUACCUGCAUCAAAUGUCAAGUAUCUGGCAAAACAAUGGUGUGUCCUUGCACCAUCAGCCAGCAUUGACGAUCCACAAAUUGCCCCAAGUGUUAGCUACGCUUGUGAAAAUGGCGAUUGCACGAGCCUCGGCCUCGGGACUUCAUGUGGGGCUCUGGAUGCUCGGCAAAACAUCUCGUAUGCAUUCAACUCCUACUACCAGAUAAAGAAUCAGUUGGCAAGUGCCUGUAAGUUUCCACAUCUUUCAGUUAUCACAACUCAAGAUCCAUCAGUUGGAAGCUGUAAGUUCAUUGUGAUGACUCAGCCUUCUGAAGUUGCUGUGAAUGAAAAAUCAGAGGCUCCGAGUCAUUCUGCUGGAUCAUUGUUGCUGUUUCUUUGUUCGUUCAUUCUGGCAAUUCUGUGAUAAACAAAACAAAACUACAGAGAUUCCUCCAUCUCUAAACACGUUUAUGCAGGUUGGAGUGAACUCUGACCACUCAAAAUUUGUAAGUUUAUAUUUUAAGUUGUAAUUUUACAUUGAAAAAGAAUAGUCCACCUUUUAAAAAUAUAUUAGUUAUUUAAAUAGUCAAUCGACAUUUUUUGUUAAAAAAAAAGUUAAAAUGUGCUUAGAUCUAAGUAACAUGGCCUUCCACCUUAGAGGUUGAUGAUUCGAUCUCCAUCCCACAACUAGUGUACUAAAAAAAGUUUGUUCAAACAAAAUUUUAAGAUCCCUUUAUAUUUAA
Benincasa hispida (wax gourd) is the source of this 2344-nucleotide messenger RNA. RefSeq names its product O-Glycosyl hydrolases family 17 protein. Gene Ontology annotation, biological process: carbohydrate metabolic process. Lineage: Eukaryota; Viridiplantae; Streptophyta; Magnoliopsida; Cucurbitales; Cucurbitaceae. The record is from RefSeq and is a predicted model, not a curated record. Gene Ontology annotation, molecular function: hydrolase activity, hydrolyzing O-glycosyl compounds.